CAUUUUUUACUAUAGAAAUCUCGUCAAAAUUUGUUUAUAUUUUCAUUGCAAAUAUUGUUUUGUUUGUUUAAAAAAGUGUUUAAAAUAUUCUAAAAAUAGAUUAAUAAUAUCUGUAUUUGUGUAUAUAAUAAUGUUAAGAUGAAUUCAUUGCGUGAUAGCUUAGCUAGUAUACCGGGUGCGGUUACAAAUUUUAUCAGUGACACAGCAUCGGUAGCCUCCAGUUAUAUACCCAUUAAUGUGGGAUUUCAAGGACAAAAUGAUACUACAUCCACAGAUUCCACCACCGAAUCUCUUAAUAGUUUUAAUGAAAUGGACAGUAGUUCAACGGGAGCAGUUUUAAUAAGUGAAAAAUCUUUACCCAUACCAGCGUCAUUGGUCAAAGAACAAUGGCGUUUGAUAUUUACCUCCGAUGCUAGUGAACAAGAUCUUAUGGAGGCCAUAAAUCAUUGUAAAGAUUUGGUUUUAAUAUCCGAGGAAAAUAGUGAAGAACGUCGUUGGUUGGUUAGGCAUUUAGUGGAUUUGCGAUAUUCUUUGGAAGAAUUGUUGGAGGCCAAAAAUGAUAAAGUGGAAGUGGGUCCUUCGGUAAAAACCGUGGUGGGUCAUCACUUUGCGGCCCGUCAGAAAGGGGUGGGCAAAGGUUUGCCCCUACCCACAGCACGCAAUUAUUGUGAUCAUUGUACGGGCAUAAUUUGGAGUGUAGUACAGGCUUCCUAUCAGUGCUCCGAUUGUCGUUAUAUGGUACAUCAGAAAUGCAUAGACAGUGUGGUGAGAGUAUGUGCUCAUGUUAUAGCAUCCGAAAGACAAUAUCCUAUUUUAGACAUUUGUCCCGAAAUUGGUUUAGCAGCCCAACGAUAUAAGUGCACUGAAUGUCGCACUUUAUUAAAUUUUACUCCCCACUACACCACACAAUGUUUUGGCAAAAGAACCAAACAUGAAAAUUCUUGGAUUGAACCUCGCUUAUGCGAUUACACUGGUUUAUACUAUUGUCCUUCUUGUCAUUGGAACGAUUCGUGUAUUAUUCCCGCCCGUGUUGUUCACAAUUGGGAUUUUGUUCCACGCAAAGUGUCUCGUUCAGCUUUACAGGAAAUUCAACUAUUUCUCGAUAAACCCUUAAUACGUCUUGAAGAUGUCAAUCCCAAAUUGUUUGUUUUCUUGGAGAAAUUAGCUUCAUUGAAAAAAUUACGACAAAAUUUGGUAUAUAUGCGUAAAUAUUUGUCUGAAUGUCGCCAGGCCGUUGAGGAAAAGUUAUUGGAAACGCAAAUUGGUUUACGUCGACAUCUCAUACAAUCAAAUGAAUUCUAUUCUAUUAACGAUUUGGAACAGGCUGAAAAUGGUACAUUAGGUGAAAAUUUACAUAAAGUUUACAAUUGUUUCGACAAACAUAUACGCAAUUGCUCAAUGUGUACUGCUAAAGCAUAUAUUUGUGAAAUUUGCAGUAAUAAUGAAGUAAUAUUUCCAUUUGAUGAUGGUUGUAUUAUAUGUGAUAAAUGUAAUUCUAUAUAUCAUCGUGUUUGUAUGACGAGAAAAAAUAUGAUAUGUCCUAAGUGUGUACGUGUUCAGGAACGUCGCUUACAAAGAGAAUUAACAAUGGAAAAACAUCGAAAUACCAAUGAUCCAGAUAUGAUUUUAAGUGACGAUAAUGAUGGUAAUGAGGACAAUUAAGGGUGCAAUUAAUAUGAUUUAUGUUAUUUUAAAGGUAAAAUACUAUUUUAUUAGGUUUAAAAAUGACUAUGUAUAUACAAUUAUAUUAUUUUCUAAUAAACAAAAAUAUAUUUUUAAUAAAAUGACA
Molecule: messenger RNA, 1789 nt
Organism: Lucilia cuprina (Australian sheep blowfly)
Lineage: Eukaryota; Metazoa; Arthropoda; Insecta; Diptera; Calliphoridae
Gene: DEF8
Product: differentially expressed in FDCP 8 homolog
Exons: 4
Coding region: 139-1662 (507 amino acids)
Source: RefSeq, a predicted model, not a curated record